GCGUCAAGCGAAGCCAGAAGAGUUUUUCGUUGAGAAAAUCAAAGAAUCCUCAGGAGCUAUAUAGUAAUGGCUUUUUUCUCGGAGGCUGACAUGUCCGUUAGUUUUUCUCAUUAUUACGACGACUUUGACAAUCUCUUCCGAAGAUUAAACCCACCCAGGGUUGUAAUUGAUAACGAAGCCUGUGAUAAUGCCACUGUAAUAAUGGUUGAUUAUGCAAACAAGCAUGGAAUACUCCUUGAAGUCGUGCAAAUCCUCAAUGAUCUCAACCUUAUCAUAACCAAGGCUUACAUAUCUUCUGAUGGAGGAUGGUUCAUGGAUGUUUUCUAUGUCACCGACCAAGAUGGAAACAAGGUUACAGAUGAAGCUGUUCUGAAUUACAUACAAAAGAAUCUUGGACCAGAUUCUUGCUGUACGUCUCCUGGGAGAUCUGUUGCGAUUAAUCCAUCAAUAGACUUCACAACGAUAGAAUUAUUGGGAACUGAUAGGCCUGGAUUACUCUCAGAAGUAAGUGCUGUUCUAACCCACCACAAGUGUAAUAUAGUGGAUGCAGAAGUCUGGACACACAAUGCUCGUGCAGCUGCCGUGAUACGUGUGACUGAUGAAGAAACUGGCUCUGCUAUUACUGAUCCUCAUAGGCUAUCUCUGAUCAAGGAGCUUCUGUGUAAUUUGCUUGCUUCUUGUGACAGCAAAAAGGGAAGAGCUAAGACUGUGGUCACUGAUGAUGUCACUCAUACUGAUAGAAGGCUCCACCAGAUGAUGUGUUCUGAUAGAGAUUACGAUCGAGAUCCUUUUGAUGAUGAUUUUGAUAGGAGGCAAAGGCCUGAUGUAAACAUUGUCCCUUGUUCUGAGAAAGAUUACUCUGUAGUCACCAUCCUAUGUAAGGACAGGCCAAAGCUUGUGUUUGACACAGUUUGUACUUUGACAGAUAUGGAAUAUGUUGUUUUCCAUGGAAGUAUUGAUGCCCAGGGACUAGAAGCAUAUCAGGAAUAUUUCAUUAGACAUGCUGAUGGCUCCCCGGUAAAAUCUGAUGCAGAAAGACAAAGAUUGGUCCAAUGCAUUGAAGCUGCCAUAGAGAGAAGAGUAUCAGAGGGUGUGAAACUAGAACUCUGCACAGCCGACAGGUUCGGACUACUUUCCGAUGUAACAAGGAUAUUGAGAGAGAACAGCCUUGAUGUGACAAGAGCACAAGUGUCCACAAAGGAAGGCAAAGCUGUGAACACAUUCUACGUUCGUGGCGCAUCCCGUUGCCCUGUUGAUUCCAAUUCCAUAGAAUCCAUUCGCCAAAUCAUUGGCAGCAACAUUCUCAAAGUAAAGGGAAUCCCCAUAACUGCAAAUCCACAGAAUCCCAGGUUCCUCUUUGGCGGCAUUUUCAAGUCCAGAUCCUUUGCAGACGUGAUCAAGUCUUAUAGUUGAUGAAAUUUACAUGUUUGCUUUGUCCAGCCAAACAUCGGCACAGAGAAAUUAGGAACACCAACACAUUCUCAAAAGCAGCAUAGACAACCUCAAUCUCCUCUGAUUUUUUCCGUACAGCAAAGCUUAGCUAUAGUUUCUCACAAUAGAUCCAACCAUGCAUUAGAUGGAAACUAGCUUUACAGAUGAAAGCGUAGAGAAACCUCAACUGUGUAGGGUAGGCCCUUAACCAUGUCUCUCUGUAUGUAAACAAUUCAA
Neltuma alba is the source of this 1668-nucleotide messenger RNA. Its product is annotated as ACT domain-containing protein ACR4-like. The record is from RefSeq and is a predicted model, not a curated record. NCBI's taxonomy places the organism in Eukaryota, Viridiplantae, Streptophyta, Magnoliopsida, Fabales, Fabaceae. The transcript is spliced from 7 exons. The coding region runs from base 67 to 1413 and encodes 448 amino acids.